This is a messenger RNA of Caenorhabditis briggsae, 1959 nucleotides long. Gene Ontology annotation, molecular function: nucleic acid binding. The record is from RefSeq and is a predicted model, not a curated record. Lineage: Eukaryota; Metazoa; Nematoda; Chromadorea; Rhabditida; Rhabditidae. The coding region runs from base 1 to 1959 and encodes 652 amino acids. The transcript is spliced from 4 exons.
AUGGAAGUAGAAGAUUACAGUAAACUAACCAGGGAUCAACUACGAGCUGUUCUACGUUCUAAGAAAUCAAUUAGCAACGAAGAUAUCAAAACUAUGAAAAAAGAAGAUAUCCUAAAAGAACUUAAGAAAUUAUCUGACCAACAAAAUCAAGAAAACCAAGAUGCUAUCAAUAGGGAAUCGAAUUAUCAACUGAGAAAAUUGUUUCCGUUUGAUAAAACUGUUUUUAGUGAAUACAAAGAAGUUGGCGAUUUCGAUGGAAUUCAGAAAACUCAAAAACAGAGAUAUGUUUGUUAUGCUGAUUUUGAAUCUGUUAUUUAUAAAAUUGAUAAUGUGAGCCGUUCACCCAGCGAGUCAUGGAACGAAAAUUUUGGCAAACAUGUGGCUUCUGCCUUCUGUGUAGUCGUUGUCGAUUCCUUCACUAAUACUAUCUAUGACAUGAAAAGCUAUAUUGGCUACGACACAAUUUUAAAGUUUAAUGAAUAUAUUCUAGAAGUAUGUGAAAAACUCUUAAGCAUCGCUGACAUGAGAAUGCAAAAAUUGACCUUUGAAGAAGAUGAGUCUUUCCAUAGUUGUGAAUCAUGCCCCGCCUGUGGAAAUAAGUUUUGCGGGGAUAAAGUUAGAGAUCACGAUCAUUGGACUGGAUUAUACAGGGGACCUCUUUGCAAUGCAUGUAACUUGUUGAAACGUAGAAAUAAUUUUAUACCAGUAUUCUUCCAUAAUCUAAAAGGAUACGAUUCUCAUCUGAUUAUCAGUGAUGACAAGUCGAGUGAAUUACUAAAGGAGCGAGGUGUAGAAAUUAAAAGCAUCUCGGCUAACAUUGAAAAGUUUAUAAGUUUUAGCUAUCAUUUUCAUGAUAAAGAUCGUAAAAAAUAUGAAAUAAGAUUCCUAGAUAGUUUGGGAUUCAUGCCUUCCAGUUUGGACUAUCUCAGUGGUAAUUUAGAGGAUGAUGAAUGCAUUAUCACAAAAAAGUAUUACAAUAACGAACAUUUGUUCCAUCUAAUGAGGCGAAAAGGUGUCUACCCAUAUGAUUUUAUGGAUUCCUUUAAAAAAUAUUCCAACACGGAACUUCCUCCGAUUGAAGACUUCUAUAACAGUUUAUCCGGAGAAACAAUCAGCAAUGAGAGUUACGAAUACGCUCAGCAAGUGUGGAAGGAUAUGAGUUGUCAAACUUUAGAAGACUACACUAGAACUUAUAUGAUUAACGAUGUGUUACUAUUAGCAGAUGUUUUUGAAACUUUUAGAAAUGUGUCUCUCAAAGAAUAUAAGCUAGAUCCGUGUUGGUACUAUACAUCUCCAGGAUUAGCUUGGGAUGCAAUGCUAUACAAGACUGGUGUUAAGUUACAGACUAUCAAGGAUGUUGAAAUGUAUAACUUAAUUGAGAAAGGUAUUCGAGGAGGUAUGUGCAAUGCUAUGCUCAGAUAUUCUAAGGCAAAUAACAAAUACAUGCCAAAUUAUAAUCCCGAAGAGGAAUCAAAAUACUUACUCUAUUUAGAUGCAAAUAACUUAUAUGGAUGGGCGAUGAGUCAAAAAUUGCCUUAUGAUGAAUUUGAAUUUAUAAAUGCUGCAGAUUUUAGUAUGGAAAUGAUAGAAAAUCUUAAUUCUCAAGGAAAGGGAUGUAUACUUGAAGUUGAUUUAGAUUAUCCCGAUAGUCUACAUGACAAACACAACGAUUUACCAUUUUGUUCAGAGAAUAAACGAGUUGGAACUACCAAUAAAUUAAUCAAUGAUUUUAGUCCAAAGAGAAAUUAUGUGAUUCAUUAUAAAAACCUUUUGCAAGCUAUUCAGCAGGGUUUGGGUCUAGACCAAAAGAGUCGAAAUAAUAUAGAUUGUGCAUAUCCUUCUUAUAACAAACCCAAUGAGUUCCCUUGCCUUCCUUUUUAUCAAGAUUUACGAUGGCAACUUCAUCGGGUGGAUCCCUCCAAAGGCAGUUCACUGCCCAGCUCCACAUUUCCGUGGUAG